Messenger RNA from Hydra vulgaris (swiftwater hydra), 1595 nucleotides. NCBI's taxonomy places the organism in Eukaryota, Metazoa, Cnidaria, Hydrozoa, Anthoathecata, Hydridae. The record is from RefSeq and is a predicted model, not a curated record.
AGUUCUAUGUUGUUCCAGCUGCAUUUUCAAAGUUUGUAAUAAACAUUUUUUUUUAUUGUUACAAAUUUACAGUAGAAUUUACACUAAAAAAUGAGUGAUGAUCUUGGUUAUACUCGCGUUGUUUGGAAACGAAAAAAUGAGGAUGGAGUGUUAUUGGAAGAGGAAGGCGUUAUUCCACUUUGUUGGCUGGAGGGUAAAGAUAUUGUAAGAUACCCUCCAAAGGCUAAAAAAGAAAGAGCUUUAAGAAAAAAGCAGAUUCCCCAGCAAGAUUGGAUGUAUGGGAAACUUGUGCACAGGAAGGUCACAGGUAGUUUAGAUACUUGUGAAAGUUGGGCAUACACAACAUGUGCAACAAGUUCAGAUUCCGAUGAAAUGGCAAUAUAAGAGGGCGGUGAUCAAAUAGUGGCAAUUAAAAAAACAGGCAGUGACAAAGUUGAUUUUGGUUAUCUAGAAACGCAAGGUAUUGCAGCAUCUCCUACAUCUAAAAAACGUGUGUUGUGUGUUACUCAACCAUUGAAAAAGUCUGCGACAUUUAAAAACAGUAGUACUUCUUUCUCUAGAGGUAUUUUUUAUUAUCCUUUUUAAUUUUCUAGCGCUAUAUGGAAAGUCAAGUAACAUGCAGUACUUAAUCAAAGUAUGUAAUUAGGGAAAAAGUAUUUUCAGUUUCUUUUAGAAAAUUACUAAGGGGCCAUCCAUAAAGUACGUGCGGAGGUAUAGGGAGGGGUUUCCCAAAAGCGUAUGAAGGCGUAUAAAUGAGGAGGGGUGUUAAAGACAGUGAGUACGUACAAGCACCUCAGUUUCCAUGCAUGUCUGAGAAAUCCCCUCAAGAAAACACUUCAGAUUUUGAAUACCUUGAAACGCAAGGUAUUGCAGCAUCUCCUCCAUCUAAAAAGCGCGUGUUGUGUGUUGCUCAACAAUUGAAGAAGUCUGCAACAUUUGAAAACACCAGUGCUUCUUUUUCUAGAGCACCUCCCUUUCUAAGCAUACCUGAGAAAUCUCCUCAGGAAAACACUUCAGACAUAAUUGCUGGCACUGCUCCUCAGAGGAAUGCUGUUUUUCCAAUGGAUCAAGGGAAGUUCCAAAGAAGAGUAUUGUUUAAACUUGAGCAGCUAUCAGAGGAAGUAAAGUCCUUAAAAGACCGUCUUGAUUUCAGACUUAAUCAGGUAAUUGAGGCAGAUGAAAGUAUGUCUUUGUUGAAAGAAAAUAUGAAUACUAUGGACGAUUUUAAUGAAAAUGAAAUUCAGCUGGCUGAGGAACCAAUGAAAAGGAAAUUGAUUGAAAGGCUGAGUAAAAUUGGAGGUGCCAACAUAGGUGACUGUACUCGAACGAUUAUGCGACGUAUGUUGGAUUGUUUUCUCAUGAGAAAUUUCAACAUGGAUGGGCAGAGAGGCGGAAAGAGAAGUUUUAAAGACACCAAUCUUUAUAAAUGUGUGAUUAGGUCUGUCCUAGAAAGAUAUCCAAAGGAAUCAGAGAAGACAGUCCAUCAGUUUAUUCAGGGCGUGUUGAAAAACGCACCAGCAUCACGAAAAUCUGAUUGAACAUAUUAUAAUUUAGUUUUUGUUGUUGAUGGCGUGAAAUAAAUUUUUGGUAGUAAA